Daphnia pulicaria is the source of this 1393-nucleotide messenger RNA. RefSeq lists its product as uncharacterized. The record is from RefSeq and is a predicted model, not a curated record. Bases 45 to 1280 code for a protein of 411 amino acids. The transcript is spliced from 10 exons. NCBI's taxonomy places the organism in Eukaryota, Metazoa, Arthropoda, Branchiopoda, Diplostraca, Daphniidae.
UUUCUUCAAUAAUAUUACAAUUCUAUUUUUGUAGUGGGUGAAAAAUGGGCUCAGACAAAAGUAAUCAGGUUUUGAUUGUAGUAUUAUUGGUUUUUAUUCAAUUGGCAAAACCAGGAGAUGCAAAGUUGUCGGAAAAAUUGGCCAAUAACAACACGGAGUCGGAAGGCACACGGGAAGAGAAAUUUUUGUCAUUGUUUUCAAUCGUCCGCUUUCCGAACGUGGUGUGCACCGCUACUAACUCUUACAACGGAACGUGUUUAACUAGUGCUGAAUGCACGACAAAUGGAGGAACCGCUUCUGGAACCUGUGCUUCAGGAUUUGGCGUAUGUUGCGUUGUAACGAUCCAGACAUGUGGUUCGUCAACCAGCCUAAACAACACGUACUGGCAAAGCAGCGGAUUCAGUUCGGCCUACACCACAGCUGGCCAAUGUUCUCUAUUUGUCAGUCGAGCUUCUAGCGAUGUCGAUCAACUUCGCCUCGAAUUUUUAACCUUCACCUUGGCGCAGCCAGACUCGGCAACCCUCAGUACGACUGGGCAAUGCAUCACAGAUUCUUUCACCGUCUCCGGUUCCGCUAACAUAGUUCCCGCCAUUUGUGGUAGCAACGCCAAUCAACACAUGUACGUAAAUAUCGGCCCUGGGACGAGUACAGUGACUCUCAGCAUCAUCACAUCGGGAACCACCACGUCUCGCUACUGGAACAUCAGAGUCAUUCAGAUCCCACAAAACACAGAUUACACCGCCCCAGACAAUUGUCUCCAGUGGUUCACCGAAGCUUCGGGAACUUUGGUCUCGUUUAAUUACCAGUACGCGGCUUCUCCGGUUGUCCAACACUUGGCGUAUCAGGACUACACCAUGUGCAUUCGAACGAACCAAGGUUUCUGUGGCGUUAAAUACGCCUUGUGUACGCCCACUGCAAGUAAUCCUUAUGGGAUUUCAACUGUAGCUGCUGGAACCGUUGCUACCGGGACGCUGAUGGAUUCAGCUUGCGCUUUCGACUGGCUCCAGAUCCCUUGCGUUUCUGAUCAAGCCAAUUCUAUCGUUACCUCGGUAGGAGCAGCGGUCGGUUGCGCCAGUAAGCUCUGCGGCAUUAAGGGUUUCACCGUAACAGCUGAUGCUGUUCUUGCGACAACAUCUUUGUACAGCUACAGAAGACCUUUCGAAGUUCGCUUCUACACUGAUUCCAAGGAGUUUCUCGUAACCGCGGCAGAUGCAGAAAAUUAUGGAUUUUGCUUGACUUACACUCAGCAGCCUUGCCUCUCAACAGUUACCAAUGGCUAAAAUUUGUUCGAUUGAAUGGCAUGAUUUUCUAAUACUCUCAGCGGUUUCCGCCGAAUUUCUAAGCUAUAUGCGUAUAACCUAAUCAAAAAUAAACGGUGAUGGAUCCACAUUUG